CUGCCAGCCCGUCAGGAAACAGACUGGAGGUCCUCUGUCAACCGCGGAAAUGUUCAAAACAGAUCAACUGAAAGCUUUGGUGAAUGAGCGACUGAAAGCCGCAGCGGAGGAAAUAUUCCGCAUCUUUGAAACAACUAUCAAGGACUAUGAGGAGAUAGUUUUCCGUUCAAAACAGGACGUGGAUCAACAGCGGCGGAAAGCCCCAGUGCAGCUCUCAGUCCAGGAAGAGGCCCCUUCCUCUGAGCAGUGUCACUUUAAGAAGAAGACUGACCUGGGUGAGGAUGACCCGGAGCCCCUGCAGAUUAAAGAGGAGCAGGAGGAGGAACUGUGGACAGCUCAGGCAGAUGAAAUUCAGCAGGAGGAAGCUGAUACAAAAGACUCAAUGUUCAAUAUAAUUUACGUGCAAAGGAAGGAUGACGACAGAAGACAGUUCCCACAUACAAACCUCGAGGUUGAAAACAAAGGAGACCAUCUGCCCAGCAGCUCAUGUGAACAGUUGAAAUCAGAACCUGAUAAAGAAGGCUGUGGCGCAUCAGAGCCGACCAGUGACUGUCAGAUGAGUGAAGUUAGUGAGGAUGAAGGGAGAGACUGUGGAGGUGUAAACAGGAAGAAAACCCAGCAUGCUGAUGAGAGCACAGACAGACCGUACACCUGCAGCGUUUGCAACAAGAAUUUUAGGAUUAAAUCCAUUCUAACUCGCCACAUGAAGACACACACAGGAGAGAAACCUUACAGUUGCAGUGUUUGUGGUAAAAGCUUCAUCCAGCGCUCUUAUCUACACACUCACAUGAAUUCUCACUCCGGACAGAAACCGCACACAUGUAGUUUCUGUGGCAGAGGCUUCACACAAGUUGGAAACAUGAACGCCCACAUACGGAUCCACACGGGAGAGAAACCUCACAGCUGCACUGACUGUGGUAAAAGUUUUAGAGAGAAAGCGGAUCUCAUCAAGCACACAAUAAUUCACACUGGUGAGAAACCUUACAUUUGCACUGUAUGUAAAAUGAAAUUUAGCGCUCAAUCAAAUUUAACGCGCCACAUGAAGACGCAUUCAGGGGAGAGGCCAUAUGGUUGCCACGCUUGUGGGAAAAAAUUCAUUCGACGCUCACAUUUACUGAUUCAUAUGAAGACUCAUGCAGGAGAACAUCUCUAGACUGGAGAAAUUAUUAGAUUUGCUUCAUGGUAUUUACUUAAUAAUAUCCCAGGAAGAGUGGACGAGGACUCACGUUAGAAGAGUAAAUUGUAUUAAAUAAAACCUUUUUGUAUAAACCCAUUUUAUAUGUUGUGUUGGUAUAUAGUUUCUUACUGUAAAAUAAAAAUGUUGUAAAUGUUUCUCCAAGUGACAACAUUUUUGUAUUAAGCGCAGUCCUCAAAUGUAAUUUGUUUUGAAGUUGUAAAAUAAGGUACAAGGUAUAAGAAAGGGGGGAAUAAAGC
Molecule: messenger RNA, 1434 nt
Organism: Cyclopterus lumpus (lumpfish)
Lineage: Eukaryota; Metazoa; Chordata; Actinopteri; Perciformes; Cyclopteridae
Product: zinc finger protein 32-like
Exons: 2
Coding region: 50-1153 (367 amino acids)
Cellular component (GO): nucleus
Source: RefSeq, a predicted model, not a curated record